Tetrapisispora phaffii CBS 4417 is the source of this 1056-nucleotide messenger RNA. RefSeq names its product guanine nucleotide exchange factor GET3 (gene GET3). The coding region runs from base 1 to 1056 and encodes 351 amino acids. Gene Ontology annotation, cellular component: GET complex. Gene Ontology annotation, molecular function: ATP binding; ATP hydrolysis activity. Gene Ontology annotation, biological process: post-translational protein targeting to endoplasmic reticulum membrane. The record is from RefSeq and is a predicted model, not a curated record. Lineage: Eukaryota; Fungi; Ascomycota; Saccharomycetes; Saccharomycetales; Saccharomycetaceae. The transcript has a single exon.
AUGGAUUUAACAGUUGACCCAAAUUUACAUUCGUUAAUUACAUCUACAACUCAUAAAUGGGUUUUCGUUGGUGGUAAAGGUGGUGUAGGUAAAACUACCUCCUCUUGCUCCAUUGCCAUUCAAAUGGCAUUAAACCAACCUAACAAAAAGUUUCUAUUAAUUUCUACCGAUCCUGCUCAUAAUUUAAGUGAUGCCUUCGGGGAGAAAUUUGGUAAAGAUGCUAGAAAGGUCACAGGUAUGAACAACUUAUCCUGUAUGGAAAUCGACCCAUCUGCUGCAUUAAAGGAUAUGAAUGAUAUGGCUGUUUCUCGUAAUGAUGAAAAUGGUGAUAGUGAUGGUUUAGGCGAGUUGUUACAGGGCGGUGCGCUAGCUGAUUUAACUGGAUCUAUUCCAGGUAUUGAUGAAGCACUUUCUUUCAUGGAAGUUAUGAAACAUAUUAAAAGCCAAGAAAGUGGUGAUGGUGAUUCAUAUGAUACAGUUAUUUUUGACACUGCACCAACAGGUCAUACUUUAAGAUUCCUGCAAUUACCAAACACGCUAGCUAAGUUACUAGAAAAAUUCGGCGAAAUUACCGGUAAAUUGGGUCCAAUGUUAAACUCAUUUGCUGGUGCUAGUAAUGUUGAUAUCAGUGGUAAGCUAAACGAAUUGAAGGAAAAUGUAGAAAAAAUUAGACAACAAUUUACCAACCCAGACUUAACUACCUUCGUUUGUGUCUGUAUCAGUGAAUUCUUGUCUUUAUACGAAACUGAAAGAUUAAUUCAAGAAUUAAUUUCUUAUGAUAUGGAUGUUAAUUCUAUCAUCGUUAACCAAUUGUUGUUCGCUGAAUUUGACCAAGAACAUAAUUGUAAAAGAUGCCAAGCCAGAUGGAAAAUGCAAACCAAAUACUUAGAUCAAAUUGAUGAAUUGUAUGAAGACUUUCACGUUGUUAAGAUGCCACUAUGUGCUGGUGAAAUUAGAGGAUUGAACAACUUAACCAAGUUCUCUCAAUUUUUAGAUAAGGCUUACGACCCAGUUGCUGACGGUAAAGUAAUUUAUGAAUUAGAAGAAAAAAAUUAA